This is a messenger RNA of Thalassophryne amazonica, 6224 nucleotides long. RefSeq names its product mucin-5AC-like. The transcript is spliced from 14 exons. NCBI's taxonomy places the organism in Eukaryota, Metazoa, Chordata, Actinopteri, Batrachoidiformes, Batrachoididae. Bases 61 to 6195 code for a protein of 2044 amino acids. Gene Ontology annotation, molecular function: protein binding. The record is from RefSeq and is a predicted model, not a curated record.
UCAGCUCUCCAGUUCUGCUCCUCUGGACCUGCUGGACGCCUGGACCUGCAGCACGGGACAAUGAAAACCUGCUUUUUGCUCUUAAAUCUGCUUCUGUGGUGGAGCUCUGCCUUGGGAUUCCUCAUCACACACGCUCCCAGCAGGCUGUGCCUUUCACACCGCACACGGACCAUCAUCCUGGGCCGGUGUGAUGUCACAGACCCCGCCCAGCACUGGGUGUGGUGGGGUGGCACCAGACUGCUCCACACUCUGAGUUCUCGGUGUCUGUGGGCCAAUCCCAGCCCUCACCUGCCGCGGCACACCCGCCUUGUCAUGCUGAGCGACUGCACUGACGCACCACCGUGGAAAUGCUACGACAUAAACGGGGUGUUUGGAUUGGCCGAGACGCCGCUCUACCUGAAGAAACAGGGACUAAGGCUGGUGGUCUGCGAAGACCCAAAGUUUUCAAACUGGACCACAUAUGAUGUUGACUCCAGAUGGAACAGUUCGUCUUUAUGCGCAGAUGAAGACACAAACUCUGUUUCCACAAUAUUCUAUCCAUCAACCCAUAAUCCAGGGAGACUUGCCAGUUCUGUGUACUUUGUCAAAUCUCCUGCCGUAACUGGGAUCAAUAAAGAAAUUACAAACACAGAAAAAGCUCUCAGGACCACAAGACAAGUCACAGCCUCAAAAAGCUGGAGUACGAUGCAGAGUGGUGCUUCAAUAUCUGUAAGUGAUGCCAGCAAACCACGAACAUGGUGGUCUGUGACGACGGCUGUCAUUCCUCAUGUUCCAACUUCAGUCACAGAGCCGUCAGCUUUGACCAGCAGCCGUAUGGUCUCAUCCAGCACAGGUCUGAUGACGACCGAUCUGUCCACGGACACAUCAGAAAGGCUCUCAAGUGGAAACACCCCAAACCUCGGAGCUGAAGCUGAGGCCUCAUUCAUAACCCAAGAGGUUUCUACCUCUCCACCUGUGUUUAACUCAACAGCAGCUGUGACUCUGGUUUCCUCCACAGGUUUGACACUGAGCAGCACAGCCAAGCCCACAGAUUUUCAGGUCACCUCCGCAGUCACAUUUGUGUCUUCUGAUGCUGAAAGUGCUGCUACUGGUUCUAAGUUAAACACCACACUGACCGAUGCGACACCUUCGACUGCAGACACUGAAGGUGGAAGUAAUUUGCUGUUACCUCGUAUAAUGCACACAGAGUCAGACUCAGCCACAGCACAACCACCAGCUGACAAGAGGACACCCUGGAACACUUACCGUUCAGCCACCACUGUACCGCCAGAGGCUACAGCACCUCCAGCUUCUCCUUCCACAGACACAGUGACAUUUAAAACCAUGGAGCCACAGUCGCCAUUGUCGUCUCAUGCUUUCAUCAACAAAACCAUACCCACACCGGCCUUGACAUUUUCCACAGCCCAUCCAUCAACCUCUUCAGGCGCCGCAGCCUACAGCGCACCAACAGUGCUCAGUACAAACGGGAUAACAGGAACUGGAUGGUUGGCAAAAAAAAUGACAGCAGCCAUGCCUACUAGCACAACCACACCCACCUCUACUGUACCUAGCGCUGUCACCAGUACCAAACCAACUACCACGUCCACGACCACCAGUGGUGCUCCUACUGCUGCCUCCGGUACCAACCCUACUACCACAUCCACGACAACCAGUGUUGCUCCUACUGCUGCCUCCGGUACCAACCCUACUACCACAUCCACGACAACCAGUGAUGCUCCUGCUGCUGCCUCCUGUACCAACCCUACUACCACAUCUACGACAACCAGUGAUGCUCCUGCUGCUGCCUCCAGUACCAACCCUACUACCACAUCUACGACAACCAGUGAUGCUCCUGCUGCUGCCUCCAGUACCAACCCUACUACCACAUCUACGACAACCAGUGAUGCUCCUACUGCUGCCUCCGGUACCAACCCUACUACCACAUCUACGACAACCAGUGAUGCUCCUGCUGCUGCCUCCGGUACCAACCCUACUACCACAUCUACGACAACCAGUGAUGCUCCUGCUGCUGCCUCCAGUACCAACCCUACUACCACAUCCACGACAACCAGUGAUGCUCCUGCUGCUGCCUCCAGUACCAACCCUACUACCACAUCCACGACAACCAGUGCUGCUCCUACUGCUGCCUCCGGUACCAACCCUACUACCACAUCUACGACAACCAGUGAUGCUCCUGCUGCUGCCUCCAGUACCAACCCUACUACCACAUCUACAACAACCAGUGAUGCUCCUGCUGCUGCCUCCAGUACCAACCCUACUACCACAUCCACGACAACCAGUGCUGCUCCUACUGCUGCCUCCGAUACCAACCCUACUACCACAUCCACGACAACCAGUGAUGCUCCUGCUGCUGCCUCCAGUACCAACCCUACUACCACAUCUACAACAACCAGUGAUGCUCCUGCUGCUGCCUCCAGUACCAACCCUACUACCACAUCUACAACAAUCAGUGAUGCUCCUACUGCUGCCUCCGGUACCAACCCUACUACCACAUCCACGACAACCAGUGCUGCUCCUACUGCUGCCUCCGGUACCAACCCUACUACCACAUCCACGACAACCAGUGCUGCUCCUACUGCUGCCUCCGGUACCAACCCUACUACCACAUCUACAACAACCAGUGAUGCUCCUGCUGCUGCCUCCAGUACCAACCCUGCUACCACAUCCACGACAACCAGUGCUGCUCCUACUGCCGCCUCCGAUACCAACCCUACUACCACAUCUACAACAACCAGUGAUGCUCCUACUGCUGCCUCCAGUACCAACCCUACUACCACAUCCAUAACAACCAGUGAUGCUCCUACUGCUACCUCCAGUACCAACCCUACUACCACAUCCAUAACAACCAGUGAUGCUCCUACUGCUACCUCCAGUACCAACCCUACUACCACAUCCACAACAACCAGUGAUGCUCCUACUACUGCCUCCAGUACCAACCCUCCUUCUGCUGCCUACAGUACCAACCCUACUACCAUGUCUAUGACAACUAGUGCUGCAACUAGUCCUACCCCAAUGAUGCCAUCUACAGUUGAAACCACUCCCUUUUCAACCAAGGCCAUAACCAUCAUAAACACACCCACUAUUGCUGUAACCACCACCACAGCCCAUGCAACAACCCACCCACCUAUAACAUCAAUGGCAACAACAAAACCAGCAGCCAUGGCUCCUCCUUCAACUACAGUGCUUCAGAAUACAACUGCAGAAUUAACCACCACCACAGGAGUCCAGACCACGGAGGCUGAGCACUGCUCCGUGAACGUCACAGGGAUCAGCAGCAGCUCGAACUCCGCCGCGGUGACGUUACGCACGUACGGCCUGCCCUGUAACGUGACCGUGAUUAACGAGAACACCGGCGCUGCUGCCCCGUGUGAUCCGCACGGAGGCCUCGGUGAGGUGCUCGUCUGCAGUGUCGCGGAUCUGGAGCCCGGAACUUUGUACCACUUAGCAGUGAAGUUCCAGAAGGAUGAAGAGACGCUCAGCGUGUUGGUGCGCACAGACCCGGUCACACCAGCAUGGAUACAUAUUAAGAUGGAUCUGGACCAAGCCCAGCAUAAGAGUCUGUCCCACACCAGCAAAGGGACUACGGUGCUGUGGGUCUCGUGGCCACGGUCUCAUGGCCAUGUUGAUUGGUAUGAUCUCACCCUGGAGGACAAAAGCUUGGGAUCCAGACGUAAUACCCGAAUUAUGAGCACUGCCGCACCUCAGUCUGGCUUCAGCGCCCUGAUCCCUGGUACAAUCUACACCGUGUCUCUGGUGGCAACAGCUGGUAAUAAGAGUUCUGCACCUGCCCAGACCACAGCAGCUACAGCUCCCUCCCCUGUUAGCGACCUCCAGGUGUCCUCCUUGUCCUCUGGCAGCAUCAAUGUGUCCUGGCGGGCUGGGCCCGGCAGGACAGAGUUGUUCCACAUCCUGCUGAAGGACCAGGGCGGGCUUCUGGUGAAUAACGUGACCCUCAACAGCUCUGUGACCUCCACGCUGCUGGACGACCUGCUGCCUGGAACCCUGUACACGGUUACCGUGGUGACUGAAGCAGUCGGUCUGCAGAGCGCUACAUCCACAGACACUGGGACAGUUCCAGCAUCAGCCUCAGAAUUGGAGCUGCAUAACAACGGCAGCUCAGACACUCUCCUGGCCUCAUGGGCACCCCCCAGAGGAGGAGUGGACUCCUACCUGGUGACCCUGUCAGCUCCGGGAUCCAUCCCCCAGGAGGUCACACUGACUCCCAACCGCACCCAGGCUGUGUUCCAGGGACUGACCCCCGGUCAAAGGUACCAGCUGUCAGUGAGGACCACAGCAGGAGGACAGACCUCAGAGGCCACAACAUCAGGGCGGACAGUUCCAGGCCCAGUGUCCAGGCUCGCCAUGUCACCUUUCAGUGAUGGCAAAACACUGAGAAUGACAUGGUCGCCCCCCAGAGGCCAGUGGGAGAACUACAGUGUUGUGCUGCAAGAUGGUUUGUUGGUGCUGGUGAAUGAAACCAUCAGCAAGCUGUCCAGACAGCACUCCUUCACAGGCCUGGUCCCCGGCCGGCUGUACACCGCUGAGCUCACAGUGCACAGCGGCCCUCUGCGUAACACGGAGCGGUGCCGGGGCCGACUAGCCCCACAGCCCGUCCAGCAGCUGGUCAUCGGACACAGCGACCAAACCACCAUGAGCGUCCUGUGGACUCGACCUGUGGGCGAGUGGGACCGCUUCACCGUGGUCCUAAAACAGGUGGACCCCGCCGGCGUGGUUCUCCAAAAGAGCGUGUCCAGGGAUACCCGAGAAUGCACCUUCAACGACCUCAUCCCAGGAUGCCUGUACACUGUCACUGUGACGACUAGCAGUGGCAACAUGUCCAGCUCCACCUCUGUGACCGGAUGGACCACACCGGCUCAGGUGUCCACACUGCAGGUUUCUAACAGCGACAGCACCGACAGCCUCCACGUGCAGUGGGACCGCGCCACCGGGGAUCUGGACUCCUACCGCAUACUGCUGGUCCACGACAGCAGCGUCAUCAAGAACGAGAGCGUGAGAGCCAACACCACCAGGCUCGCCUUCCAUGCUCUGAAGCCCGGCGCCCUCUACAGGGUGGUGCUAACCACUGUCAGAGCCGGCCAGAGCUCCCGGCAGACUGUGGCAGAGGGUCACACAGUCCCAGCUGCUGUUGGCGAGGUAACAGUCAGUAAUAAUGGCCGUAUGGACUUCCUCAGUGUGUCGUGGCGUCCUGCUGCGGGGGAUGUGGACGGUUACCUGGUCACACUGAGGGACAGGGAGCGGACAGUGCACACACUGGCUGUGUCCAAGUCCAGCCCUGAGUGUGUUUUUGGCUCUCUAGUGUCCGGACGCCUCUACAACAUCUCCAUCACCUCUCGCAGUGGCAUAUAUGAAAACCACACCAUCGUCCAGGAGCGAACACAGCCAUCUAGGGUUCAGAACCCGACUGCGACCCAUGCUGCCAGGGACGACUACCUGAAGGUGUACUGGCGCCAUGCUGCUGGGGACUUUGACUUCUACCGGGUGGUCAUCAAACACAACAACAUUUUCCACCAGAAUAAAACAGUGCCCAAAACGCAGAAUGAGUGUAUGUUCAACGGCCUGGUGCCUGGACGGCUCUACACGGUGGUUGUGAGCACCUGGAGCGGCAAAUACGAGACGAGUGCCUCCACUGACGGCAGAACUUUCCCUGCGGCAGUCCGGUCCUUAGUUCUGGCUGGUCAGGGCACGGAGGACCUGCACGUUUCCUGGUUGACGGCUCCGGGCGAUGUGGACCAUUAUGAGGUGCAGCUGCUGUUCAACGACAUGAAGGUGUUCCCGCCGAUCACACUGGGGAGUGGCGUGGGGGAGUGCAUAUUGUCCUCACUCACUCCGGGUCGGCAAUACAAGAUCCUGGUUUCCACCUUCAGUGGUCCCAAUCAGCAUGCCCAGUUCAUCGAGGGCCGCACGGUUCCCAGCAAAGUGAAAAACAUCCAUGUGAACAACAACGGGGACAGCAGCAGUCUGACGGUGAGCUGGACACCGGGUCAGGGAGACACCGACGGCUUCACUGUGUUUCUGUACCGACUCAGCCGGCAACUCGAUAUGCGGCACGUCCUCAAACACCAGAACGAGGUGACCUUCGGCUCACUGCAGCCCGGACAGCUCUACGGAAUCACGGUCCAGAGCGUCAGUGGAGAGCUGGACAACAACAGCACGGCCAGCGGACGCACAGGUUAGCAAACACAAAGGAACAAGCCUUUAGAACC